GGUAUCGUGACCGGAAACACACACGAGGCUGAAGCUACUCCGAAACACACACGAGGCUGAAGCUACUCCGAAACACACACGAGGCCGAAGCUACUCCCUUCGGAAACAGCAACAUGGCUGAUAAUUCGGCUGCUGCUGAUAUGGAAAUAAGCCAAGAUGACAGAUCCGAAACACACAAACUUUAUCUCAUAAAUCAGGCCACGCAUACAUGUCUAGCUGUCAUAAGUGGCUCAUCGCCGGAGAACGCAGUGAUUGGGAUGACGAGUCCCAGUGACAGCCGUGAGAAGCAGUGGUACAACUGCGGCGGGCAGUGGCAGUGGGGCGGCGAUCGCUCGUACUGCCUGGCUCCCGUCCCUGGCGACAUUACGGUCCGGCUGGUCAAGUGCGCUUCCUCGACGAUCAAGUGGACGAAGGACGCCGAGGGCAGGAUGGUCUUAGGGUCGCGGGUGCUCACUGUGCCCCCGGGGAGACACAGGGCGCGCGUGAUCCUCCGCUCGACGAUCAACGGGACGGACCAAAUGUGGUGGACAAACGUGGAGCUGCGGGCCUUCUUGAGGGGUGCAGGGCCAGCGCUGUACCCGUUCCCGUCUGUCCAUAUUGCCAUAUACUACCAGGAGAUUGCCCGAGGCCUCUUGAACCAACUCGCCCCACUGAGCGAGCCGCUGCCCUUCCCUCGCGACGUGGCCACCUUCCCCGGCACCGUGGACGACGCCACGCCGCGGGUGGAGAAAACCUUCACGCUGGACCUCUCGGUGCUGGGGCAAGCCAGCAACCUGCGCAUGACGACCCCUCGAGACUGGCAGGCCACCGACCUGUAUGUGGCCGCAGGAGACAUCUUCCUGGUUACCCUUCCCGAAAGCCUGCCACUUGAGCAGGCACGGCAGAUCACCGUUUGCGUUGGCGCCCACAUCGAUAAGCUUCGUCCUUCGUCUGGUACAACGAAAAAGAGCAAGUGGUUCAAGCGGAUGCCAGUUGUUUCGGAGACUUUCACUGUCAACCCAGGUAUAAAUCUCCUCCGAAGCCAGUAUGGAGGAAACCUGAUAUUCAUAUUCAGAGAAGGUGAGGUGUUCUUAGUAGAUGUUAAUGUGAAAAACGUUAUUCGAGCUCCGCACUUUAAGCUCGACAAAACGACCGUGCACGAAUGGAGGGUCUCUCGGAUGUCGGGCGCCCCCCACGCGGUGCUCGAGAGCGACAGGAUUGUCCUGGUGGUGCGGAGCUCUGCCGUCACGAGCUUCGCUUUUCCCGAUCAGCUGAUGCGCCGAUACGAGGACGUCGUGGACAAACUAAAUUCCCUCGCGGGCUUCACGGAGAGCGACCCGCCGCCGAGGGGAAAGUACUGGCUCGUCAACGAUCUGCAGAUUUCGCACGGCUCGGCUCACGCGGGCUUCCCCGUCAUGGUCAACAGACGCAUCAGGAACCUGGCCAUGUUCGAAACCCCGCAUCGCUGGUGCGUCUGGCACGAACUCGGCCACAACUACCAGCAAGCUCGGUCCUGGGCGCGCGCCUACGGAGUCGAGUCAACGGUGAACUUGUUCUCCUUGUACAUCGGGGAAAUGCUCUUCGGUAAGGACAGACUAAAGAAAAACGAUAAGUACAGAUUAGCCUCCGAGGCAGUGGACCAAGGCCUCACGUUCGAAGAAGGCAAUUGCUGGCAGAAGCUGGUGUUCCUGAUGGAGAUCAAAUAUGCCUUUCCCGACAAAGGCUGGGAGAUGUUCCGCCAGCUGAACCGAACGACGCGCGCCCUCUCGAAGAAGCAGGCGGAGCACUUGGCCUCCGACCACCAGCUGCAGAUCGACUACGUGUACCGGACGCUGAGCAAAAUCGUGGGUCACGACCUCAUUCUUACGUACCAGCGGUGGGGCCUCAACGUCAGCCAGGACGCGCAGGAGGAAAUACAAAAGCUUGGCUUGCAGAAAGCACCGGCUGAUCUCUCCGUCAGGCCCUAGUCAGUCGUUAGGCAUUCUCGUGACAAUCCUGAAAUUUGGUGUUCAGUAGACAUAAUGUUUAGCGAUUUUUCAGCCAAUACGUAGAUGGAUUCAGAAUUCAUUUUUAUCAGCUCCCCUUGCAAUAGUGACUAUUACCACAUACUAAGCCUUGACCUUUGCCAUUCGCUUCAUA
Messenger RNA from Penaeus monodon (black tiger shrimp), 2118 nucleotides. RefSeq names its product TRPM8 channel-associated factor 2-like. Bases 114 to 1946 code for a protein of 610 amino acids. Lineage: Eukaryota; Metazoa; Arthropoda; Malacostraca; Decapoda; Penaeidae. The record is from RefSeq and is a predicted model, not a curated record. The transcript has 2 exons.